AUGUGUCCCUCCCUCCAUGCCUCUCUCCCGCACUUCACCUCUCCCAGGCUUCUACUUCCACCUCCAGAGCCUUUACUCAAACGUAGCGCCUGGAGAGAACCCUUGUUCUACCUGCUGCCGACCUGUCAUUCUGCCGCGAUCCUUAGCGCAAGUUUUCGCUGCAACCCGAUUCAAAACGCUGCUGUCGCAUGCUUUGCCAAAGAUUCAGCUCAGCUCAGCUUGGCUGUGUAUGUGUGUGUGUGUGUGCACAGCAUUCAUCGGAGCCGGUGCUGCGGUAAACAAAAAUAG
This is a messenger RNA of Colletotrichum abscissum, 288 nucleotides long. RefSeq lists its product as uncharacterized. The transcript is spliced from 2 exons. Lineage: Eukaryota; Fungi; Ascomycota; Sordariomycetes; Glomerellales; Glomerellaceae. The coding region runs from base 1 to 288 and encodes 95 amino acids. The record is from RefSeq and is a predicted model, not a curated record.